AUGAGUAAAAAAGAGGGAGAUGGUCUUGAUGCUUUGUGUUUCCCUAAUGCGGAAGAUUAUCAAAACGAAUUUGAUACAGCCAAAUAAGUACUUUUGGGAUCAGGAUCUUAUGGCUAAGUUUAUAAAAUGACAUUUAAAUCGAACCCUUCAUAAAAUUGUGCAGUAAAAAUAGUUCAGUGUAUUAAUAAAAAAUCAUAUGAUUCAGCAUUAAAGGAGGUUUAAUUGAACAGGCAAAUUAAUAUCCAUCCCAAUAUUAUAUACUUUGACAAAAUCUAUGCCUGGUCUGAAACCAUUCCAGUCUAGAAAUAUUUUUUAGUGUUUCAAAUGAAAUUGGCUAUGGGUAGUUUGAAGGAUCUAAAAGAUGAUGAAAUCAGAGCCAACAGAAAAACUUUUAAUGAAACAACUUUCUUAAAUAUUGUCAAUCAAUUAUUAUAAGCAUUUCUCUUUCUGCAAUAGAAGGAACUGUAUCAUAGAGAUAUCAAGCCAGAGAACAUCCUUUACGAGAAGGAGAACGAAAAAGUUGUAGUUCGAAUUGCUGAUUUUGGUGUUAGCAAAGCAUUAGAACAUUUCAAAAACAAUGUUAAAAAUACUCUUGUCGGAACACCACUGUAUUUAUCACCAAAAUUGUGGGAAGCUUACAUUAAUGGCUAAUAUAAUGAUGUUAAACACAAUUUAGAAAAGUCAGAUGUAUUUUCCUUAGGAGUUACACUCAUAUAAACGUAUUUGUUGUUACAAGAUCAUGAUAUAGCAGGUCUCAAUGAUUAAAAAUAAAACAAAAUCCCUAUUAUAAUAUAAAAGAUUUAUCAUGACAAAAUCAAAGAGCUGUUGACAGGAAUGCUUAACUAUGAUGAAAAAUCCAGAUUCACUUGGCAACAGGCAUAGAAUUGCCUUAAUGGAAUUGAUAAGAUGAAUGGGAGCAUAGAGCAGAAUUAAGGAGGAGGGAGUCUCUAAAAUAAAGAAAAAAAUUAUGUUUUACACAUUCCUUAUGAAAAGACUAUCAUGAAUAAAUCAUAAUCUAUUAAGUUGAGAAAAAUAAAUUAGAUCUACUGUUAAGAAUUGAAUGAAAUCACAAAAGGCUAAAUUGCUGAUAAUUAAAGCAUUAUCGUUUUCAGUGAUAACUAUUUUAGUGAAAUAAAUUUUGAAGGUGCAGCCAUUUAAAAAAGACAAAUUUAAAAUCUCAAAUGUGUAUGUUUGACUGAAUAACCAAGAAAGAUUAUAGGCUUAUUUGAAAACAAUACAAUCUAGAUCUUGGAUGAUGAGAUGUGUUAACCAUUUAGUUUAGCUUAGACUCCAUAAGAAAUUAAUGUGAUAUGCUAGAUGAGAGAUUCCAAUGUUCUUUUUGGGUUUAGUAAUGGAGAGGUGCAAGUACUGCAACUUCAAGAUAAGUCUUUAAAAGUGUUAAAUACAUUGAAGGAUCAUACUGCUUAGAUUAAUUUAAUCUAUUUUGAUAAACUCAAUCAGAUGUUAAUUACAUCUGAUAGUUCUCGAAUAUUAAGUGUUAGAUUUUUAUUUAAUAAUAAAUUCUCUUAUUUAAAAUUAGAUUAUGUAGCACAACAUGUGGAAUUAUUGAGCAAUACUUAAAUUGUGGUCAAUGGAUAAAGAUUGAACGAAAUUUUAAUUUUGCAUAUAUCUCAUUUUUAAAAGGAACCUGGAAUUAAACUAGAAGUUAAAUAAACUUUAUCUCUAUAAACUGGAUGUGUAUUAUCCUUAAUUAAUUUAAGUGAAAAAUGCUUAUUUGUAUCCACUGAGAAAGAAAUAAUUAUUUAUGAUUUAUAAUCAAUUCAAUAAGACUCAGGGCACCUUUUCAAUAAUCAAAUGCAGUAAACAUUUUAUUACUGUAAUUGGAUAAGAGAACGUGGAUACUUGAUUACUAAUGAUGGAUAGAGAAUAAUGAAAUGGGAAAUUGAUUAUGAAAAAAACUAAUUAUUUGGGACAAAUUUGGUUUAACCUUAAACAAAGAAGUGCUGUUGUUGUAAACGUUGCUCUAUUAUGUGA
Paramecium tetraurelia is the source of this 1995-nucleotide messenger RNA. RefSeq lists its product as uncharacterized. Gene Ontology annotation, cellular component: cytoplasm; autophagosome. Lineage: Eukaryota; Ciliophora; Oligohymenophorea; Peniculida; Parameciidae. The record is from RefSeq and is a predicted model, not a curated record. Gene Ontology annotation, molecular function: protein binding; ATP binding; protein serine/threonine kinase activity. The transcript has 6 exons. Gene Ontology annotation, biological process: peptidyl-serine phosphorylation; autophagosome organization; protein autophosphorylation.